AUGCCGACAUUAGAAUCAGCCCAAUCAUGGCUCACACAAUCGACCCUCCUCCUACAAGCCCGCCCAUUGACUACUAGGAUAACAACCAAAUACAGCCUUCCACGGCAAACCAAGUCCAAAUCUACCCAACCUCCCAGCUCCAAAACCAGUUCCGAAGCCGCUCCCCCAGCUCCAUCCCCAACACCAGUCGCAACCCUGACCCUCAAGACAUUCGAUCCCGUGUCCGGCACGACAUUAAAGUACAAGACAGAUAAAGCGGCGGAGGUGGGGAGGCUGGUGCAGAUUAUGGGACGAUUGGCAAGGCCGAUGGCUGGGCUGCCUGAAGUAAAGGAGGACGCUGUGAUGGGUGAGGGUGGGGAGGGAGCGGCUGCAAGCGGAGUUGCGACGCCAACUGUGGAGGCAGAGAAGGUGCCGGCGGCAGGGCAAGGGGGGAAGGUGAUUGCUGGUGGAGGAACUGGUGGAAAGAAGGGCAAGAAGAAGGGGAAGAAAUGA
Venustampulla echinocandica is the source of this 492-nucleotide messenger RNA. RefSeq lists its product as uncharacterized. Gene Ontology annotation, cellular component: signal recognition particle, endoplasmic reticulum targeting. Gene Ontology annotation, biological process: SRP-dependent cotranslational protein targeting to membrane. The record is from RefSeq and is a predicted model, not a curated record. NCBI's taxonomy places the organism in Eukaryota, Fungi, Ascomycota, Leotiomycetes, Helotiales, Pleuroascaceae. The transcript is spliced from 2 exons. Bases 1 to 492 code for a protein of 163 amino acids.